This is a messenger RNA of Toxorhynchites rutilus septentrionalis, 960 nucleotides long. RefSeq lists its product as uncharacterized. The record is from RefSeq and is a predicted model, not a curated record. The coding region runs from base 16 to 726 and encodes 236 amino acids. NCBI's taxonomy places the organism in Eukaryota, Metazoa, Arthropoda, Insecta, Diptera, Culicidae. The transcript is spliced from 2 exons.
CAAGAAGGCUGUCGGAUGCAAGUGGCUGUUCAAGACCAAGCGGGACGAGAAAGGAAACGUGGUACGGCACAAGGCGAGAAUCGUUCCGGCGCGAUGUUCGCUGAGAUCAGGAAAAGGAAAACCGAUCCCGACGUGGUGCCAAUCCCUUCGAAGCAGUUCCUCUCGGAAGAGGUGAUGGCCUCCCAUUUGAACAGCCUGCAUUUAUCGUCAGAAUAUACAUCGCACAACAUCGAAACCGAGAGCGGCGAAGACUUACCGUCGGCCAGUGACGGAUUUUCACCAUCCUCUUCGCUAGAUGAUGAAAUGUCCCUCGGAGAAGCACCUGGAUCUCCCCUGCCCGGAAGCCACCAUGUGUAUAUGUCUCCACAGGAGCUCGAGGAUCGUCUCAAAAAAGCGCAGCGUAUUUCGCUUUGCGAGGAAGUUCGCAAGCUGGACAGUCGAACGGAAAUUUUGCCCAAAGUCCUGCUAGAACGCAUCGAAAAGCCAUGCACAGCGCUGGUUAUAUGGCAACCACCACAGCCGCUGGAGAAAUUAAUCUCAAAGUCAUGUUCAACGCUAAAGGAAAAAGAGCAGCAUGAGGACGAGCAGCGGUCUAUCGAGGAGGCUAUGGGUGAGGACGAGCCAUUGCCCGAUCUGCCAGAUUAUGAUGAUGAUCUCGAUUUUGAGGAGAAUAACAACAAUGUUGCCACGCUGGGGGACUUGAACAGAAUGGAUGUUGAAAUGUAGUACUUAGGAGACGAUUUUUCGAAUCGGGGCCAGGGAAAAUCAUUAUUGAGUAUGUGAGUUGAUGUUUGGACGUUGUGAUUGUGGUUCAUCGAUCAGAAUUUUAACACAGAGCGAGUUGUUUUUCCACUUAGGUUCAUAGAAACUAAAUGUAUAAGCGCGAUAGUACGAUUUAAGGAUAAUUGGCAAAAAAAACUUCGUUGAUAUUUUAAGGUGCGUAUCAAUAAAUACUUUCGA